Plasmodium vivax (malaria parasite P. vivax) is the source of this 639-nucleotide messenger RNA. RefSeq names its product phosphatidylinositol N-acetylglucosaminyltransferase domain containing protein. NCBI's taxonomy places the organism in Eukaryota, Apicomplexa, Aconoidasida, Haemosporida, Plasmodiidae. Gene Ontology annotation, cellular component: membrane; glycosylphosphatidylinositol-N-acetylglucosaminyltransferase (GPI-GnT) complex. The record is from RefSeq and is a predicted model, not a curated record. The transcript has 6 exons. Gene Ontology annotation, biological process: GPI anchor biosynthetic process. Bases 1 to 639 code for a protein of 212 amino acids.
AUGAAGCGGAAAAAGAAAUGGCGAAAAAUACUAUAUGAAGACCAGGGGUACCAGGACAACUAUGUGCACAGCAGUUUUAUGAGCUCCCUCUUGACAAACUGUAAGCAAAAUUUAAAGCGGCGCUUUAAAAGAGUCACUUCGAUGUGUCCCGUCGUGGAGGGGAAUAAGGACGUAUUGAUCGGGAUCAAGUACAAGUAUUCCCACGUCUGCCACAGCAUGCUGUGCGUGAAUCACCAAAUAAUCGUCGUGCUGUUUCUCCUGCUGGCGUACCACUGCAUCGACAAAAACAUAACGUCGAACAGGCUAAUAUACGCAGUCAACAUCACCAUCAUAAUACUCAAGGAGGUGCUAAUUUACCAAGUCCACAAGUCGAUCAACUUGCUGCUGCUCAUUCAUCUUAUGUUUCACAACUACGGGUUUAUAUACGAGAAGAACGAAAAUAUAGACAUAUUCGAUUCGACUUCCCUAAGUUGUGCCGUCAUCGCAAGCGUCAUUCUGGGGUCCCGCCUCGCAUCCAUCGUGCAGCUAAAAAACAUCAGUUACUACAACUACGGCUUGUUCCCCCUGAUGUUCCUAAUUCUAUCCCUCUGCAUAAGAAGCAUUUCCGCCAUCCUGUUUUACUUAAACUUCCUCGGGUGA